AUGUCAACCUUACUUCAUAAAUGGUCAACCAAAAGACAUAGAAGUACAAAUAAAACUGAAUCAAGAUUAUCGGUUUCCACAUCAAAAUAUCCUUGGUCACAAAGAAAGUUACGGAACAGUCAAAGAACAUUACCACGUUUUGGUCAUGCUGCUAUACCUCACGAAAAAUAUGGGUUAUUGGUUUAUGGUGGAAAAUACAAAGGUCAUGUUAAGAAAGAACUAUUCGCCAUUGAUACAGCAACCAUGACAACCACUAUUAUUUCAACAACUGGUGAUUUACCAUCUCAACGUUUAUAUACGACGAUGGCAUCUAUUGGAGAUUAUGUUAUUUUAUAUGGUGGUGAACCAAUGACACCCGAUAUCCCAUGGGAUCCAAGUCUUUAUAUCUUAAGUUUAUUAACCAAGCGAUGGACACGAACACGGAUCAAUCAUCAAAUUGGAAAAAGAUCAGGUCAUUCUAUGGUAGCAUUUAGAAACAAAAUUUACAUAUGGGGUGGUAAAAGUUCAUCGAAUGAAUAUAUGAAUGAUCUGUUUAUCUUUCAUCCACGGAAUGGCAAGUAUGGUGAUUGGGAACGCAUUGUGUUUCCACAGGGAUCAGCUCCUCUUCCAAGAUCGAACCAUUGUUCUGUUCUUUUUGACAGCAAAAUGUUUGUUUUUGGUGGUAGUGAUAACGAUAAACUCUUUAACGAUAUAUGGGUAUAUGAUAUUCCUUUGAAAAAAUGGGCGUGUCUUUCUCCUGUUGGGUUCAUACCCUCUCCUCGUCAUUAUUGUUCGGUUUCUCUCGUCAAUGGCGUUAUUUAUAUUCAUGGUGGAAAGGAUGAAAAGGGUCAAGAAUUACAAGACUUGUAUGGAUUCAAGAUCAAAAAUCAUUGCUGGUAUAUGUUUCAAAAUAUGGGUCAAGCUCCUUCUGCAAGAUUUGGCCAUACUAUGACUCCUAUUGGAACAAAGCUUUAUAUUAUCGGUGGGGCUCAUACUAAUUCUACAACAAAACCUGAUGAUCCUCUUACUAUAUACAUUCUUAACAAUGAAAAAGUAACAUACCCGCCAGAAGAUAUGGAGUCCUCACCUUAUUUACAACGUCGAACAUCAUCUCCUAUUUUGCCACCUGGAGACCGUGACCCUUCUACUACUCUUACUAUGGAUACACCUCUUGAAGCAUCUGGAAGCACUCCCAUAUCGUCCACUCUUAUGGAAUCUCACAUUUAUCCAGCACUAUCACAGUCGACACCUAUUCACUUACCAAUGUCACGAUCAAGAUCAACAUCUCUUCGAGUUAAUCCAUUGAUAUCACCCACUUCUUCUGCUUGCUCGUCCCCCAAACAAACUUGCUCUCCUAUCAUGAUAAAAACACCAACAAUAACAACAGCAGGAACAAACACGGAUUCAUCUAUUGGCAUACACCAUACAAAGCAAUUAGGAACAGUAUCUCAGUCUUCUAAGGAUAAUACGACGAAUAAUUCAACAUCAGUACCAGCUUCACCAUCAACAAACAUCCCUCCAGAAUCAGAUUAUCGAAAACCACGACAAGUCAUCCCCAACAAUGUUACGACUAGAAAACCAUCCUUCUCUGCAAAUAUGGAAUAUAUUGAUGAACGAACUACACUUUUGGAAGAGAUCAAAGCCAGGGAUCUUGUGAUAAGCGAAAUGAAAAGUAAGGAACAUUGGUGGAGAACACAGGUAGAGAAAGCAAGAGGGAUCGGCAAGUAUCCAAUGGGAACGAUGGACAACGAUGAAAGCCACGAUGAAUACCUGCUACAUUUUUCAGAUGAUGACGAUGAUGAGCACAAAUCCGACAAAAUCUCAAGAAAAUACACCAAACAACUCUUCUUUGAACAACUAGUAAUGGCUAAAACAGAAAUAAGACAUAUCAAACGUGAUAUUCGAACAGCUUGUCAACCUGUAUGCAAGAAAUUGGAUCAAGAAGAUCGGAUACAACAAGCUGCAUUGAAUGAAACCAAUCACUACAAAGCAAUGUGCGCUGCGAUGUUAUUAUACCGUGGACAAUCAACACAUAGGACAUUACAAGACGUUGUGAAGAGAUGGGAUCAGAAUGAUGCACAGGCAAUAGAGGAUUUGGAAUCAGACUCGCACAAGAAUUUCAAUGGAAUGGAACUUUAUGAAACACAACGAAGUCGAAGAAUAACUAGACUGGAAAAACAACUGGACCAAGUGCUGCAAGAUAACGAGGCUACAAAGGAAAUGUUGAUUAGUACUCAAGAACAAGUCAAGGCGAGUGAGCUAGCACGGCAGAUGGCGGAUGAUGAGUUGGAAAAACAGCACCGAUUGGCAGAACAACAUCAGGCAGCCUACGAUACUACUUUGAAACGACUCUAUCUAUUACAAAAACGAACACAGACGGAUGAACAAAAACAAGCUAUCAAUGUACAUCACAUAGAAGCGCUAACUCGUCAAUUGGAUUUUGCCCAGGAUCAACUAGAACAACAUCAACAGGUUUUGGCACAGCAAUCUACUGGGAUGAUCAAAGAUACUGAAAGCAAGAAUGGUGAUGAAUCUUCACAGACGACGAUGGAAGUAACACCUACUAUAUCAUCAAGCCAUCAGAAAAUGUACGACGCCGAAAAACACUGGAAACACAAGACAAAAGAACAACAUGACAUCAUAUCAAGUUUACAUGCACAAUUGGCGGAGGCAAACCAUUUGAUACGAUCUCUGCAUAGUGAACUGAAGAAAUCCACUUCCAACCUGACUUCUACUCUUCGUACCUUGGAAACAAGAAAAAUAGAAAUAGAUAGAUUGAUUCAUUUUUGAUUCGCUUUGUACAUAUCAAUAAAUAUAUAUAUAUAUAUUUACCUUUAUCAUUUAUGGACUCUUUCGUGGAUUUAUCCUUUAUACAAAAUCAUGAUCC
Molecule: messenger RNA, 2866 nt
Organism: Halteromyces radiatus
Lineage: Eukaryota; Fungi; Mucoromycota; Mucoromycetes; Mucorales; Cunninghamellaceae
Exons: 8
Coding region: 1-2769 (922 amino acids)
Molecular function (GO): protein binding
Source: RefSeq, a predicted model, not a curated record